AUGGCCGUCCGGUUGACACUAAAGCGCAUGGGCAUUCCGACGUCGAUAUGGGCGCGGCUAUUCAUUCUGGUCGCGCUCCUCGAGGUCUUUGCAAUCGUGUGCAUCCAAGGCUACGUUAUUAAGCGCACAGUGAACAUAUACAAAAACGGCGUCGAGAGCCAGUGGGGGUUCGGGGUACUCAGCGGCAGCACCAAAAUGUCCAUCACGCAAGAGUCAUUCAUUGUCUACGACGUUAUCUUCAUAGUCGCGCAGCUCUUCCUUCUGAUGCUAUGCUGGGAGGCAGUUGCGCACAAAAACACAAUCCAGAUCAUUGCCGCGACACUAUUCAACGUCAUGUGCCUGAUAUACUCGUUCAUCCAGUACACGACGUUUUAUAUCCACCCGAGCUCAUCGGCGGGGAUUUUCCAAAAGGACAAUGAUAUGCGGGUGUUGCAAAUCACCACGAUGGUGGUUUACUCGCUGUGCUCGGUGGCGUUUGCCAUGCUGACGUGGGAGCUGUACCAGCUGUUUGGCUGGAAAACGUACAAGAAGCUGGGUGCGAAUUUGGCGCUGCGACGCGCAUACAAGUGGCAUCAGAUCCUACUGACGCUGUUGAAGUUGGAUAUAUUCUUUUUCAUUUCGUACUCGGUGCAGUUGGCCACCUUGGUUCUGCGCGUCAGCGAUCCAGAGACUUGGAUUCAAAUUGGCGUGGUCAUCCCGGGCAGCAUUGUAUUUUUGGUUUUGUCGUUUUGGGCGCUCAAGGUGGAGCAGAAACGGGUGAUGGUUGUGGUUAUUGUUUGCCUCGGCCUGUCGCCCGCCUACUUUAUCUACAGGAUCGUCCGCAUGAACGUUGGUAUUGACAAGGAUAAUGACCCGUAUUUGGAUAGCAGGAAGUACUUGACCUUUUUCAUUGUUGUCACGCUAGCGCUUACCUUGGUCACUGUGUAUGUGUCCAUUCACUGCUACCGCAACUUUGGCACAGGGCUUAAGGAGGCUAUUGCUGAUUAUAAUGCGCGCAAGGCUCAACUCAAGGCUAAUAAGGCUAUGCUGAAUUCCGGAGACGCUGAUACUGCUGCUGUGAAUAAUGACAAUGACGAGUACACGGAUGUGCACGAGCGCUUUGUGCUUGAGUAA
Messenger RNA from Kickxella alabastrina, 1113 nucleotides. RefSeq lists its product as uncharacterized. The transcript has a single exon. NCBI's taxonomy places the organism in Eukaryota, Fungi, Kickxellomycota, Kickxellomycetes, Kickxellales, Kickxellaceae. The record is from RefSeq and is a predicted model, not a curated record. Bases 1 to 1113 code for a protein of 370 amino acids. Gene Ontology annotation, cellular component: Golgi apparatus.